This is a messenger RNA of Malaya genurostris, 2511 nucleotides long. Its product is annotated as chorion transcription factor Cf2. Bases 445 to 2043 code for a protein of 532 amino acids. The record is from RefSeq and is a predicted model, not a curated record. The transcript has 9 exons. Gene Ontology annotation, molecular function: zinc ion binding. Gene Ontology annotation, cellular component: nucleus. Lineage: Eukaryota; Metazoa; Arthropoda; Insecta; Diptera; Culicidae.
UGGAAAGUUAUUGUUCUUCAUCUUUAUAAUUAGAAUUGCGGUGAUAUAUAUUCGGUUAUUAAUGCCUAAUAAAACUGUUGUUCUUUGAAAUGUCGCCAAGUUAUAUGAAUACUAUUGACACUCAAUUUUAUUUAUUUCUUAUAUACGGAACUCGAGCUCUGAAUCCAAUAAAUAAAUCCUGUGUUCUCACGCGAAUGCAAGAAAUCGUGUAGGUUAGUGUCAUUUUGGAUUAUCUUCGCAAUACUGUUUCAUAAGACGCCAUAUUAAUGUUGAUUGUUGUGCAUUAAAGUUGUUUACAUCUAGGAAAAUUUCUUAAUUCUUGGACAGUUUUGUACUGCAAUUAAAAAUAGUGCACUUGUUCAGGAUAUUACGAACAGAACUGUGAAGUGAAUUUUAUGUGAACGUAUAACAGUUUUUCUCGAAUACUGAAAACGGAGCUUCGCGAUGGAGCUAAAUUUGAUGAAAAACCUAGAGUUGGAUAAAAUUUGUCGAAUAUGUCUAGCUGUGAAAAAAGAAAUGCGUCCACUAUUUGGAGAAAUGGUAGCGGAGAUGCUAAUGGAAAUUGCUAAGAUACAAAUUGAGCAAAUGGACGGCUGGCCGGACAAAAUAUGUAUCCAGUGCAUUCACCAGGUUAGUCGCUGUCAUGCUUUUAAAACACGCGUUGAAAAAUCAGACAGCACUUUACGUCAGUAUAUCAAAGGAAUAACUGUAGUUGUGGAGGAACAGAUGCCUAAGGAACUCACAAUUGAUGUUCAAAGACAACAAAUAACGCCGCAGAAAAUUCAACAAAUACAGCCAGCUCAACAGAUUCAAGAGAUUCACAUUCAGCGCACUGAUAUCCCGACAAUUGCUGAAGCAGCUGCUCCGACAAUGAUACUAACCAAUGCACAAUUGCUGAACGCUGGGGCGCAAAUUAUUAACGCAGGUCAUUUGAUAACAACCGCGUCUGGUCAGCAGAUUAUUCAGGCACCACAAUAUCAUGCUGCACAGCUUGGGCAAUUUAUUCAGGGGCCAAAUAAUACCAUACAAAUGAUCACACAUGGAGCAGCACAUCCACAAAUAUUGCAGAUACAGCGAACGGUGGAUGAUCGGUGUGAAAUAAUAGUACAACCAGAGAUGCAGGAACAGCAGUAUUACGACGAAAACAAUGUGAUUUCCGUGAACCAAGUUCAAUCCGUCCCUAUGAUGAUGGCAGCUCCUACAGCUACAAUUCAUCAGCACCAUAUAGCACAGCAUGCACUCCAACAACAGCAACAUCAACAACAUCAUCAUCAUCAACAACAACUUCAUGAACAGAUACAGCAUGAAGACGAUGUGGAAGAAUCUCUCAUAAAGGAUGGCCAAGAAUCUGAUUUCGGCGAUCAAGAAGAUGAUCAAGCAGACAACGAUGAAUUGAUAGAAGAAGAAUUACAAGAUGAUGAUGAAGCGGACGCGGAAGCCGAAGUAGAAGCAGAAACAGAAGCAGAGGCGGUGGAAGAAGAAUUGUAUAUAUCUGAUUGUGAAUCAGAUGAUGGCGAGAAACGGUUAGCUGAAUUUAUGGCAUAUCAAACUUCCUGUCCAAGCCCCGGGCGAUAUUUAUGUAAUUUAUGUCGCAAAGAGUUUACUCAACCUAAGUGGCUGCAAACGCACAUGUCUUCGCAUUCGAAUUGGCUGAAGGCAAACUGCAAGAAGCAACCAGAAUGCGACAUUUGUCACAAAAGUUUUCGAGGCCCUGGUAUGUUGCGGAUGCAUAUGAAAACACACGAGAAAGCCGAUAAACUUCCUACUUGCUCAAUUUGCCAGAAAGAAUUUAAAUCCAAAUCAAUUCUAUAUCGACAUCGACAAACGCAUUUUGAAAAAAACUUCGCAUGUACGUUGUGUGACAAGCGGUUUAGUUCAAAUUAUCAGCUAAACAUUCAUGUCCAGCGACACAGGAAACAGAAGCCUCACAAAUGCCCUCAUUGUGAUAAAUCGUUUUAUAGUGCGUCCGAUUUGAAGGUGCAUGUUAAUCAGCAUCUGGGCAUCAAAGUUAUCCAAAUAAAAAAAAUGUCGACAAAUAGCUAAUCCAUGCAAGGACUUUGUACCUAAACAAGCUGAGAAACCGUUCCAGUUAAGACCACUUCUAAUAGGAGUAAAAAUACAGAAAAUAUUUAUAGCGCAAUAGUUUCCUUCUAGAUUUUUACCGGUCCAAGAGUGGUAGCUAAAAUAUAAUAAUUGUAAAUAUUUGUGUUUCGAUAGUGACCGUAAUUUAAAAUUUCUUGUACAUAAAAUGUAUUAGUUAACUUAACAAACGUACGCUUUGAAAAUCAACGGAUUUUACUGUAGAUAAUACAUCGCUCGUGCAAUGAUUUAGUUAGUUUAAGCAUCUAACUCUUGCCGGAGAUAUGGAUGCAGUAUUUUAAGGAAUUUAGUCACUUUUUCCUGACUAAAAUAGUGCAUUAACUAUGAGUUUGGUUAAACACAAUUCGUUGUACUUUCAAUAUUUAUUUUAUAUUAAAAUAUAUAUUUUAUUCGAUUGCUUCAAUAAACAUA